GUCUUUGUGUUCAACAGAUUCAGUUCAGACUAGAAUGGCGACCGCAGUCUGCGGUUUGCAGUCCAGCGGCAGUAACAGUAAACCAACGACUCACCGAGAACAACGGAGGAAAGUGAAAGACUCCCGGCGGAGACAGGCGGCUCUACUCUUUCUUAGCAAUAUCUCGCUUGACGGACGACCUCAGCCUCAGGUUAGCGUUGGAAAUGUUGACCAAAACGCCCCCGAGGAGCCUCGACUCACAGAUGGAGACGGCGGCGAGGCACUCGAGCUACUACCGGCUGAUUGCCAAGGACCUGUCGCUCAGGUGACAGACCCCGCUGCGGCUGGUAGUGGAUCCUUCUCGAGUUUUCCAGGGGUUCUCAGUCCUAUCCGACCGUCUUCAGUAACGUCUCCCGGAGUUACUGCCAUAAGUUCUGUGGGACCCAACGAGGUAUUUUUAGAAGGAGGCAGUGCGGUCGAGACGCCGACUCCAGACACUCCACUGUCUCCGGUCCCCGCUGCACACCAACCCUGCUCGCGAGUUAAAUCAACGCCCGCCGCUCUCAGCCCAGUCCCGCCCGGUAGUUCUCUGGAUACGCGGCAGAGGUUGAGGAACAUCUCUGGUUCUCCUGGACCCAAGGUGCCAAAGAAGGUCCACUUCAUCAAGAGUAUGAGGCAGUAUGAUACCAGGGGAAGUAGGAUCAUGCUGAUUUGUGCCAAGCGGUCGCUAUAUGCUGCUUUCUCAGUGCUGCCGUAUGGAGAGAGUACUCAUCUCAGUGAUCCUAAGAUGGACCCUCAGAGACAAAGACUGUCCUCUGUGGUGGCUGCUGAUCUGCUUCCUUCCCUGGAAGGUGUUGAGCUAGGCGCCUUCGGCAAGACGGUGUCCUAUGCACAGUUCCUUUAUCCUACCAAUGCCUUGGUGAGACAGAAGAGCAACAAUAUGCUGGACAGCUGUGCAGCUCAGACCUCUCAGUCUCGUUUCCGUGGCAACGGACAGAAGAACUUUACCCCUGCUCGUCCGAGCAACAACGUAGCACAAGAUCCAUAUGUGGAAGAGGUGGCCGAGUACGACCCGAACCUACUCAGUGACCCUCAGUGGCCCUGUGGGAGACACAAACGGGUCCUUAUAUUUCCAUCGUACAUGACGACCGUUAUUGAAUAUGUGAAACCGUCUGAUCUGAAAAAGGACAUGAAUGAGACGUUCAAGGAGAAGUUUCCCCACAUUAAGCUGACACUGAGCAAGAUAAGAAGCCUGAAGAGGGAGAUGAGGGCCGUGAGUGAAGAGUGCGGACUUCAGCCGGUCACCAUAGCGAUGGCUUUUGUAUACUUUGAGAAGCUGGUGCUACAGGGCCGUCUCAACAAGCAGAACAGGAAGCUGGUGGCAGCUGCGUGUGUGCUGCUGGCUGCAAAGAUCAGCAGCGAUCUGCGGAAACCUGAAGUCAAACAGCUCAUAGAUAAACUGGAGGAGCGUUUUCGUAUAAACAGACGGGAGCUGAUUCCUCUGGAGUUCUCGGUCCUGGUUGCCUUGGAGAUGGGACUGUACCUCCCCGAGAGCAAGGUCAUGCCACAUUACCGCAGACUGGUGCAGCAAGGUUAGACGAGCCAAGAGGAUGGAGCCAGAGUGCAGGCGGCAGUUCGACCACUUUACAAGCUGUGCUGUUUGAAACAAAUAUUUCUGGUACUAUUUAUUUUCACUACGAACGGGGAAAAAAGAACUGGUGUAAAUUCUUUGUUAAAUACUAUAGACUCGAUGGCGUGCGUCUCCUUGAAUGCCUUUUUGUACAUGUGACGUUCUGAUGUUGAUCCAGUCAUGAACUCUAUGUUAGAGAUGUUUAAUGAGCACGUUAAUUGUGCUUUGAUUUUGGGUUUCUCAUGACAUGUUUUUGGCAGUGUUGUAAUUUAAAUGAAAUUUAUGCUGUGAUUUGUGGAAAACUCCUGCACCAUACAGCCUGUAUAGUAUUUAUUCUAACAUAUAAAGAACCAUACUGUAGAAUUUUAAAUGCCUUUUCAACACACUGUGACACAUAAGUAUUUUUAGCCAUCAGACUGAAACAUGACACUGUAGCUCAUGUGUACAAAACUAUUUUAGUGAAAGAAGUGGCCUUUUAAUUUAUGUCCACUUGGUAUCUGUACAUUUUAUAUCACAAUAAUCCAGCACAAUUCACGGAUAGAUUGAAUAAAAAAAUAAUUCAGACUUAUGGCAGCUCUGACUUGGUUGUGCUGAUAGACUGUAUUUACUCUGGUGUCACACGUAAAGAGAAUUAUGGUGGUGUGUUAUUUGCAGUACAUUUGGGUUUGUUUGUGAGAUCUUGUAAAAUGCUCUGGUGUUAAAUUCAUCACUAGUCUGGUUAGUUGUCACAUCUUUUAUUUCUCAGGAAUUUUACUUUCUUGUUUCUUUAAGUAGCUUAUCAAAUCUAAACCCAAAGAAGUUAUCGCCACUCCGCUGUCGGUCAGAGGGCGAUAACUGAUUGCAGUGCUUUGUGAUUUUUAAAUAAAUGAAUGGAUGUAUGAGUUGCUUCAGCAACAAACAGCAGUAUAUCACUUCAGAUUUGGAUUCUCAUUAAGUUUGGUGAAAAAGUGCCUGAAACCACAGUGGCAGUGAAACGGUUAAUAACUGAAUAAUGUGAUACUUAACGGUUGAAUUUCUCUGUCUCACUUUAAAUGUUCUAGCUCAGGAGAGAUGAUCACAAUGGCAGGCUGAGUGACGUUGGGUCAGAUUGUUUGCAUUCGAUGUAAAAUUAACUUAAUGUCCAAGUUACUGAUCUGUGUGUCAAAUUGGUAAAUAUUGUGUGCUCAUACUGUCCAGUCAUAUAAAUGUUUUUGAAAUAUAUUUUAAGAUGCAAAAGGAAUUAAAUCGGAUCUCUUUUUCCACCUCCU
This is a messenger RNA of Melanotaenia boesemani (Boeseman's rainbowfish), 2856 nucleotides long. It is a transcript of the gene cables2a, whose product is annotated as Cdk5 and Abl enzyme substrate 2a. The record is from RefSeq and is a predicted model, not a curated record. NCBI's taxonomy places the organism in Eukaryota, Metazoa, Chordata, Actinopteri, Atheriniformes, Melanotaeniidae. The transcript is spliced from 9 exons. Gene Ontology annotation, biological process: regulation of cell cycle. The coding region runs from base 35 to 1576 and encodes 513 amino acids.